Messenger RNA from Pocillopora verrucosa, 2122 nucleotides. RefSeq names its product lysM and putative peptidoglycan-binding domain-containing protein 4-like. NCBI's taxonomy places the organism in Eukaryota, Metazoa, Cnidaria, Anthozoa, Scleractinia, Pocilloporidae. The record is from RefSeq and is a predicted model, not a curated record.
UAUGGCGGACGAGAACGCUCUUUCUCAUCCAAAAAUUUAUAAUUCUGAGCGUCGCGUUUAAAUACGGAUCACUGGCAUAUUUCUACACAACGAUGACUUGUCUAUAAAAUGAGGAAUAUUAGUCAUGUCUCUUUUGAAGAAAGGAGGCUAUACAAGUUAUGUUUCAACGCGUUCAGAAGAUGACUCGGUAAUUGACCAUGAAAUACAAAAUGUCUCGUCAUCGCGGGUUUAUAUCUUUGGGAAUGAUCGAGCCGAGGAAGUUGAGAUCGAGGAUGGUUCAGUGGAGAUGACAGAGCUUAGACCAAGGAGUAGAAACAAGAGAUCAUAUGCAUCCACUAAAACAGCCUCUAAACAGUCUAAGAAGACAGAAACUAUCGAUCGUGAAAUUCAACCAUCUGAUACCAUUCAAAGUUUCUCUCUACAAUACGGGUGUACGAUUGCAGAGCUAAAGAGAGUUAACAACCUAUACAGUGAUCAAGAUUUUUAUGCACUUAAGACCAUUAAAAUCCCAGUCCAACCACAUGGGAUAUUGACUGAAGUUUCUGAGAAAAAGCAAAGACCUCCAUCUCUCAAAAUACCAGGGAACCAGCCUUCUUCAUCAGGGGUAGAUAAUGAUGAUGAGAAUGACGAGUCUGAUUACGAGGACAUGGAACCCAAUGGAGAGUGUGUUAGAACUGUUAGUAUUCGGUCUGCUCUUGAUUCACCAAACAGCUUUCUAAAGCACAUGGACAAUGAUCUUAAACUUAUUUGCAAAUCAACACCUUUGCGGAAGAGUAAUCUUGAUGAAGUCACAAGAACACUGACGAUUAAUUGCAUAAACCCUAUAAAACUGAGAAAACAGCAAGAAAAGACACUUGGUGCUGCUUGCGGAGUUGGUUGGAAGGGAGUAAUUGUGCUUGUGUUUGUUGUAGGUAUAUUACUGCCUGGAUUCAUUGCCUUUGUAUACCUUAGAACAAAGUACACAGAUCAGGACCAAAGUUCUGAUAAUAGCUGACCAAAAUAUAUUUUUUUAUAUUUAUGGCACAUACAGACAUAAAUUUUGACUAUUUAAUACUCCUUGUACAAAAAAUUUAGUGAUGGAAUUAUUGAAAUGAAAGUGAGAAAGAAAUCAAAGUGGAGUUCUAUUGGUGAUGUACACUGCCAGAUUAAGAUAUAAAUUAUACAAAAAUAGUGAGAUUUAGUUGCAAAGUUAGUUAUGUAAAACAAAAUUUAAAUUUCUGAUCAUAAUGGACAUUAAUCAGUGGCUCAAUCUGUAAACUUUUUUAUCUUUCUCAACUUGAUGCUAAUAUAAUAUGUUACAAUAUUGUUGGAUGCUUUUGAGUGCUCCCUACCUGUGCAUAAGCUAAGGACAUUUCUACAGUUGUUGCAAACCCUAGCCAUACUUCCUUCUAAAACAUUUUCUUGUGUUGUCAAGGACUCAAUCUUAGGCCACUGCAUACUAUACAAGUCUAAUAGUCUUGAAGAUAAAAUUAAUUCAUUUCACUCAAAGAUCUUUUUAACUAAGCGUCGACAGUAAACUUUGUUUUGACUGGCAAUGGUGUUACAUCAUUCAGUUGGAACAUAGCUUGUCACAUUACUUUGUUGGACAAAAAAAUAAGAGACAGAGAAGGAUUUUCUGUUCAAACUCUGAAGACAAUUUGGACUCCAACCCUUGUUAUCCACAGGGCUACCCAAACAGACCAAGGCUAUGAGGAUGACUGUGCUUACUACUUUUGCCAUCCAAGACUCGUACACAUGUUCUGACGAGCCUUUGUGAAGCUUGCAUAAAUAUGUUGUUGUUUUUCUUGAAAUGUCCCACAACUUUGUGGGGCAACCAAAAUAAUUCACGAGGAAAAGUUUCUGGAACAGUACAUUCUCUCGACUUUAGGAAUAAGUUUGAGCAGUAAUCAUUAAGAAAUUGGUGCUAUCAUGUAAUCUUUGCUUCCACAAACGACUUUCUUCUAUUGGCCAAUAUUGAAGAAGACCUAAAUGCACUAUUUCCUAUUAUCAAAUUACAGUUGUGCUUGAGGCAUCUGCCUUUUGUAACAAUUCUUGCAUUGAUAUUUGGGUUGUUAUUUGAAAACUCUCUUCCUUCAAAGGGCUUUUGCUAUUUGAUAGGUGUUAAUUUAUUGAGAAAUUUAAA